Messenger RNA from Sinocyclocheilus rhinocerous, 795 nucleotides. RefSeq names its product GPI-anchored CFEM domain protein A-like. Gene Ontology annotation, molecular function: peptidase inhibitor activity. Bases 1 to 687 code for a protein of 228 amino acids. The record is from RefSeq and is a predicted model, not a curated record. The transcript is spliced from 7 exons. Gene Ontology annotation, cellular component: extracellular region. NCBI's taxonomy places the organism in Eukaryota, Metazoa, Chordata, Actinopteri, Cypriniformes, Cyprinidae.
AUGACCAGAGAUCGACAGAGGAUAACAGCUCGAGUGUAUUUCUCGUUGAUUGCUGUUUUAUUGUGUCUGUUCGGAUACUUGAGCAUAACAGAUGCUACUCGAACCGCAGCAAAGCCAGGACAGUGUCCACCCCAAUCAUCUGGGAGAAGAUCGUGUAUCAGUUCCUGUAAGAGUGACUCUAACUGUCCCAACAAUGAGAAGUGCUGCAGCAAUGGAUGUGGACGUUACUGUACGGCUCCAUAUACAGUGAAGCCGGGUCAAUGUCCCAAACCGAAGAACAUUCCACUGUGUGCUGAAAGCUGUUUCCAUGAUGGCCAGUGUCCUGCCACACAGAAAUGUUGCCCAACCACCAGUGGCCAGGGAAGUGGUCAAGAAAACGGCCAGGGAAGUGGUCAGGAAAACGGCCAGGGAAGUGGUUAUGGUCAGGGGAGCAGUCAUGGUCAGGGGAGCGGUCAGGGGAGCGGUCAGGGGAGCGGUCAUGGUCAGGGGAGCGGUCAGGGAAGCGGUUACGGUCAGGGGAGCGGUCAUGGUCAGGGGAGCAUUCAGGGAAGGGGAAGCGGUCAGGGGAGCGGUCAUGGUCAGGGGAGAGGUCGUGGUCAGGGAAGCGGUCAGGGGAGAGGUCGUGGUCAGGGAAGCGGUCAGGGGAGCGGUCAGGGAAGCGGUCAAGGUCAGGGAUGUGGUCAUUGAAACGAUCAUGGGAAUUUUGCAUAACACCUACUGGAGAUCUUUUCAGUUCAGUGCUUUAUUCAUAUGGCAUGUUUUCCCUGUUUGCUCAAACAGUUUAGAAAGAUUUUU